Dovyalis caffra is the source of this 483-nucleotide messenger RNA. NCBI's taxonomy places the organism in Eukaryota, Viridiplantae, Streptophyta, Magnoliopsida, Malpighiales, Salicaceae. The record is from the annotation of a GenBank genome assembly.
AUGUCUCCUUCUAAGAAACUAGAGGCUGAUGAUAACCUUGCAUUGCCUGCUGGGGCCGUAACAAAUGUUCCACCAACCUACAUUGAUCCCAUUUCCAAUGCUCAAACCUUUUCUGGGCUUGAGAUUUUGGAGGGCUGCUGCCCUAUCAUCGACCUGGAAGCCCUUCACGGUCCUCGCCGCGCCGAUAUCAUCGGACAGCUUGGCCAUGCAUGCCAGCACUAUGGUUUCUUUUUGGUGAAGAACCAUGGAAUUCAAGAGACAAUGAUCAAUGACAUGAUAGGCACGACAAGGGAGUUCUUCAAUCUGCCAGAAGAAGAAAAGAUGAAAUCCUUCACUCCUGACCCUAGCAGCGGGAUCAGGCAUGAUACCCCCUUUCAAGACAAGACUAAUGUCUUUGUCUCUAGAGAAUCCUUGAAAUUUCCCAGCUAUCCUCUGGAAGAUUAUGUAAAUCUAUGGCCUUCAAACCCUGCAUCUUUCAGGUAA